Molecule: messenger RNA, 669 nt
Organism: Aphanomyces invadans
Lineage: Eukaryota; Oomycota; Saprolegniomycetes; Saprolegniales; Verrucalvaceae
Exons: 1
Coding region: 128-553 (141 amino acids)
Source: RefSeq, a predicted model, not a curated record
CGGAGAAGCGCCGCGGGAGCUGUCGUCAACGUCGCACGGUGGGACCGGAUGCUGGCGUCGUGGCUCUGGUCGCGGCUUGCGCAGCGCAGGUCCACUUUCCGAUUCACCGCGCAGACACCCGAUCGACAUGGUUGUGUACUACGCUAAGAAGCACUCGCUCCUUCAUAUGCUGAAGCUCCAAGCAUCGUCCUACGUGGCCAUGGAUGUCCAAGCAGCGUCGAUUGCGUUCCUGAAUGACCACACCGUGUACGGCAUGGACCAGAUCUUGGACGCUACGUGGUCCACGCACCGCACUGUGACGAUGCGCCUCGCCACCCGUGAUGGCCAAGUGACCAAGCAAAAGUUCCUCUUCGACUGCCAAGCAGACCUCUUCUUUUUCCUCGUCGAGCUCGGCAUGGAACCGAGUCAGUUUGGCGGGACCGUGCAACGAGGAUCAUUUAAACGACGUUCCAUUUGCAACCCGAUCGCAGAGAAAGGGUUUCGCAAGAGCUACACGUCACGAACACCCACACGAUGCUCCCGCAAAAGCGCCGCCAAGAGCGAUUUUUAUUGACGCCAAGCCCGAUUUGACCAUGCUAUUUAGACGUAUUUAAGCUCAGAAUGGUACUGCGCGUGACGCAACCUCCACGAACACCAUGGUGCUCGAACGACUCUUUCAUCGAUCCUCCC